This is a messenger RNA of Maudiozyma saulgeensis, 984 nucleotides long. The record is from the annotation of a GenBank genome assembly. Lineage: Eukaryota; Fungi; Ascomycota; Saccharomycetes; Saccharomycetales; Saccharomycetaceae.
AUGACUCAAGACACUGUUCAUAUUGGAGGAAGAAGAUCAAAACUUGCUGUUGUUCAAUCUGAAAAAGUUAAAGAAAUGAUUCAGGACGCAUUUGAACAAUAUAGUUGUAAAUUAACUAAAACUCAAACUUUAGGUGAUCAAAUCCAAUUUAAACCACUCUAUUCAUUUGGUGGUAAAGCACUUUGGACAAAAGAAUUAGAGGAUUUAUUAUAUGCACCUGAUAUGAAUCUUAGAUUAGAUGUGGUUGUACAUUCUUUAAAAGAUAUGCCAACAAUUUUACCAGAUGGAUUUGAAUUAGGUGGUAUUACAAAAAGAGUCGACCCAUCUGAUUGUUUAGUAAUGGCUUUAAAUUCAAUCUAUAAAUCCUUAGAUGAUUUACCACCAGGCUCUGUUGUCGGUACUUCAUCUGUAAGAAGAUCUGCGCAAUUGAAAAGAAAAUAUCCAAAUUUAAUUUUUGAAAGUGUUAGAGGCAAUAUUCAUACAAGAUUAGAUAAAGUUGAUGACCCAGAAUCUCGUUAUACUUGUAUUAUAUUAGCAACAGCAGGUUUGAUCAGAAUGAAUUUAGAUUAUAGAAUUACUCAAAGAUUCGAUUCAAAAAUUAUGUAUCAUGCUGUAGGACAAGGUGCUUUAGGUUUAGAAAUUAGAAAAGGUGACUUGAGAAUGCAUCGUAUCCUUGAAGAAAUUUGUGAUUUAGAGACAACUGUUUGUUGUUUAGCUGAAAGAUCUUUAAUGAGAACUUUAGAAGGUGGUUGUUCCGUACCAAUUGGUGUAGAGACUCAAUUUAAUAUUAAUACAAAAACUUUAACUUUUAAAGCUAUUGUAAUUAAUGUUGAAGGUACAGAAUGGGUUGAAGAUUCGGAAAGAAGAAUCCUUGUAGAUUUUGAAAAAGAUGCGAUUGAAUGUGGUAUGAUUUUAGCAAACAGAAUGAUUGAAAAUGGUGCUAAAAAAAUCUUGGAUAAUAUUAAUUUAAACAAAAUCAAAUAA